This is a messenger RNA of Corvus hawaiiensis (hawaiian crow), 954 nucleotides long. RefSeq names its product taste receptor type 2 member 9-like. Gene Ontology annotation, cellular component: membrane. Lineage: Eukaryota; Metazoa; Chordata; Aves; Passeriformes; Corvidae. Bases 1 to 954 code for a protein of 317 amino acids. Gene Ontology annotation, biological process: detection of chemical stimulus involved in sensory perception of bitter taste; sensory perception of taste; G protein-coupled receptor signaling pathway. The transcript has a single exon. The record is from RefSeq and is a predicted model, not a curated record. Gene Ontology annotation, molecular function: bitter taste receptor activity; G protein-coupled receptor activity.
AUGGAAGCUUGUCACUCUCCACAGCAAUCCAAUGUCACUUCAUACGGGGCCACAACUCUGGCCAUCAUCAGCCUGGAGGCCUUUGCUGGCAUGUGGAUAAACGCUUUCCUUGUUUGUGUGCUUUGCAUUGCCUGGGUCAAAAAGAAAACCCUGAACUCUAAUGAGAAGAUCUUGCUGCUUCUGGGAUGCUCCAGGUUUUGGAAUUUGUGCAUCUCAUGGGUAUAUUCCUUUCUUUUAAUAAUUUAUCCCAAUUAUCUUGAUGUUCAACCCACAUGUAAAUUUCUUUUAUCUACUCAAAACUUUUGUUAUUGUUCCAGUUUGUGGUUUUCUGCCUGUCUUUGUGUUUUUUAUUGCAUAAAAAUUGCGAAUUUCAGGAACAGGUUCUUCAUCUACCUGAAAGUAAAAAUUGACAGGAUUGUGCCCUGGCUCUUGUUGGGGUCAGUGCUUUUAUCAUUGGCUGUUGGCAGCUCUCUGUACAACAUCAUUGAUAAAGCACAGUGUAACAAGCGCAAUUCCACCGGGCGAGGACAUUUUUCAGAAAUGUGUGGCAAAGUGGAUGAUGGUUUUUUCCAUAUUUAUUUUAUCUAUGGCUUUGGAUUUGUCACUUCUUUCACAGCAGUCAUCUUUUCUGCCCUUCUACUUCUCUUUUCUCUCUGGAGACACAAAUGCAAGAUGCAGACAAACUCCAGGAACAACCUCAGCAUGGAUGCCCACAUCAAAGCCAUGAAAUCUAUUCUCUCCUUACUUAUAAUAUACAGCAUUAACUUUGUCUUUUUGACCUCGACCCUGAUUCCUUCAACACAGGAGGAAAAUUCCAUGGUGUUUCUUGUUUACAUAUUUCUGUAUGGUUUUCCAGGUGUUCAUUCUCUUAUUCUGAUUUUUAGCAAUCCUAAGCUGAAAAAAACACUGAUAAGGAUUCUGUCCCAUGUCAAGUGCAAGGUUUGCAUGAGGUAG